AUGUCUGGAAUCAACCCCGGUGACAGCUUCCCCGCUGACGUGGUCUUCUCCUACAUCCCCUGGUCUGAGGACAAGGGUGAGAUCACCUCUUGCGGUAUCCCCAUCAACUACUACGCCUCCAAGGAGUGGGCCGACAAGAAGGUCGUCCUCUUCGCCCUCCCCGGUGCUUUCACCCCCGUCUGCUCCGCCCGCCACGUCCCCGAGUACGCUGAGAAGCUUCCCGAGCUCCGUGAGAAGGGUGUCGACGUUGUUGCCGUCCUUGCCUACAACGAUGCCUACGUCAUGAGCGCCUGGGGCAAGGCCAACCAGGUCACCGGUGACGACAUCCUCUUCCUUUCCGACCCCGAGGCCCGCUUCUCCAAGAGCCUCGGCUGGGCUGAUGAGGAGGGCCGCACUGGUCGCUAUGCCAUCAUCAUCGACCACGGCAAGGUCACCUACGCCAAGCGCGAGCCCGCUAAGAACCACCUCGAGUUCUCCUCCGCUGAGACCAUCCUCAAGAACCUGUAA
Messenger RNA from Aspergillus ibericus CBS 121593, 507 nucleotides. Its product is annotated as peroxiredoxin family protein. The transcript has 4 exons. The record is from RefSeq and is a predicted model, not a curated record. The coding region runs from base 1 to 507 and encodes 168 amino acids. Gene Ontology annotation, cellular component: peroxisome; cytoplasm; mitochondrion. Gene Ontology annotation, biological process: hydrogen peroxide catabolic process; cellular response to oxidative stress; cell redox homeostasis. NCBI's taxonomy places the organism in Eukaryota, Fungi, Ascomycota, Eurotiomycetes, Eurotiales, Aspergillaceae. Gene Ontology annotation, molecular function: thioredoxin peroxidase activity.